This is a messenger RNA of Morchella importuna, 318 nucleotides long. RefSeq lists its product as uncharacterized. The transcript is spliced from 3 exons. The record is from RefSeq and is a predicted model, not a curated record. Lineage: Eukaryota; Fungi; Ascomycota; Pezizomycetes; Pezizales; Morchellaceae. Bases 1 to 318 code for a protein of 105 amino acids.
AUGCCCAAAACUUUACUCCCUCGCGAUGGCCAAGCCAGCGGGUCAAGCAAUGCCGCAUAUAUAGUCUUUGGGUCAAUCAGUGCGCUGGUAGCUAUCCUUGGUUUAUGGAAGGGCUGGUAUAUAUGGAGGAAGGAGAAUCUUGACACGUCGACGCGAUCAAAGGAUAUGGAGAACGGUGGUAAACCUGAUGUCCUACCAGUAGAUGUACCCGCCGACAAUAGCACAACAAUCAGCAAUAGUGGCGUGAAGAUCACCAAAAGUUUUUCGGGUGUCAUCACCUACCCAUUAGCCGUCAGAAUAGUGCCGUCCCGACAUUGA